This is a messenger RNA of Apodemus sylvaticus (European woodmouse), 5158 nucleotides long. It is a transcript of the gene Wipf2, whose product is annotated as WAS/WASL interacting protein family member 2. The record is from RefSeq and is a predicted model, not a curated record. NCBI's taxonomy places the organism in Eukaryota, Metazoa, Chordata, Mammalia, Rodentia, Muridae. The transcript is spliced from 8 exons. Bases 277 to 1599 code for a protein of 440 amino acids. Gene Ontology annotation, molecular function: actin binding.
UUCCCCCGCCUCCAUUUUGUUCGCGGACGCUGGGGACGGUGGGAGCGGAUCCAUUUCCGGGUUGGUAAAAGGGGCGGCGGCGAGAAAGAGAGCUUGCCGCGGGGCGAACAGGCAGGACUAAACCAGGACUGAAGUGACGGAGGAUUCGCUCCCGGAGCAGCCCCUGUCAGGUGGGAAAGACGCCGAGGCGGCUGAGCCCGCCGCUAAGGUAUAUGAAUGACCUAAAGCUGCAAAUAAAGACGGAGAGAGAACGGUGCCAACUGGAGCAGGGCAAGAAUGCCAAUUCCUCCUCCCCCUCCACCCCCGCCUGGCCCUCCCCCACCUCCCACAUUUAGUCAGGCAAACACAGAGCAGCCUAAACUCAGUAGAGAUGAGCAGCGGAAUCGAGGCGCCCUCUUACAAGACAUUUGCAAAGGGACCAAACUGAAGAAGGUGACCAACGUUAAUGAUCGGAGUGCUCCUGUCAUCGAGAAGCCCAAAGGGAGCAGUGGUGCCUACGGCCCUGGAGCUGCUGCUUUGCAGCCCAAAGGAGGUCUCUUUCAAGGAGGCGUGCCGAAGCUCCGACCCGUGGGAGCCAAGGAUGCUUCAGAGGCUCCAGCUGGUAAGCCAGCCCUGCAAGUUCCCAGUUCUCGUGCUGCCGCUCCAAGGCCUCCGGUGUCUGCAGCCAGUGGGCGUCCUCAUGAUGAUACGGACAGCAGCCGAGCCUCCCUCCCAGAACUGCCCCGGAUGCAGAGACCCUCCUUACCUGACCUCUCUCGGCCCAACACCACCAGUGGCACCGGAAUGAAGCACAGCUCCUCUGCACCUCCCCCACCACCUCCAGGGCGGCGUGCCAACGCGCCUCCUACCCCCCUGCCUCUGCACAGCAACAAAGCCCAAGCCUACAACAGGGAGAAACCGUUGCCUCCAACACCUGGACAGAGGCUGCACCCUGGACGAGAAGGACAUCCUGCUCCACCCACUGUAAAGCCACCUCCUUCCCCUGUGAACGUCAGAACAGGACCCAGCAGCCAGUCUCUGGCUCCUCCCCCACCGCCUUACCGCCAGCCUCCUGGGGUCCCCAAUGGGCCCUCAAGCCCCACUAAUGAGUCAGCCCCUGAGCUGCCACAGAGACAUAAUUCUUUGCAUAGGAAAACACCAGGGCCCGUCCGAGGCCUUGCACCUCCUCCACCCACCUCAGCCACCCCCUCUUUGUUGAGUAACAGGCCACCUCCCCCAGCCCGGGACCCUCCUAGUAGGGGAGCAGCUCCUCCGCCCCCACCGCCCAUGAUCCGAAAUGGUGCCAGGGAUGCCCCCCCUCCGCCCCCACCUUACCGGAUGCAUGGGUCAGAACCACCAAGCAGAGGAAAGCCCCCACCUCCGCCCUCCAGGACACCAGCUGGACCACCCCCACCUCCGCCACCACCCUUGCGGAAUGGCCAUAGAGAUUCCAUCACCACUGUCCGCUCCUUCUUGGACGAUUUUGAGUCCAAGUACUCCUUUCAUCCAGUGGAAGACUUCCCUGCUCCGGAAGAGUAUAAACAUCUUCAGAGAGUAUACCCCAGCAAAACAAACCGAGCUGCCCGUGGAGCCCCACCUCUGCCGCCCAUUCUUAGCUGAAGCCUGGCGUGGCCCUGCUCCUCAGGAAAAGGAUGGACCUCCUCUUCUCAGAUGGUCCCCCCACCCCUAACACCUGCAUGAGAGCUCCUACAGUGUUUCUCCAGUGCGGCCAACCCUAGACUCCGAGCGUCCUCCAGCCCAGCUCCGCCUGUGCCGCUCCUCUCUGGACGCGGGGAUUGGACUCUUUCCAUUGGCAGUCGGCUCUGCGCCCAUAGCCACCUUCUUCCAGCAAGCCCCGCUAGCCAGAGGAGGAGAAAGCUUCCACGUCUCCUGCUUCCUUCCAGGGAAAGGUGCCUUGUUAUGGUGAAUGGACUCACAUUGGGCAGGGUAGAAAAUGUAACCCCUGUCUCUGUUAUUCACCGAGGGCGAAGUGUGGUGUGUGCAUUAUAGCCCAUAGUUUAGGAGGUUGGUGUGGCCCGGGCUUCUGAGGAGAGGAUAGUCCAUGAUGCAGGAGGGGAUUUGCAGAGCAGUGAUCUGUUUUAAAGGUCAGGUUACAGAAAGGACAAGGAAGUGGGUCUUCUUCAUUUUACGAGGGUUUUGGUUUUGUUCUCAUCCCUCUUCCCCCAUCCCAAGCGAUGAGUUGUACAUACUGAGUACUAAUCAGUUAACUAAACAGUAAAAGCGCAUGAAGUAAAGGAAGAUCAUUUCAGAGCCAGUCAGCUCUGUGCAGUUAAGGGCUGGACUGUCCGAGCUCUGGGGCCUCCUGCCCCUUCCCCGGGGUGCUGGGCUCAAGGGUGUCCUUUCCCGAUCCCACAAGAGAAGAGUCACUCUUUGUUGAGGGCAUUAUCUCAAGUCACAGACCCACCCUACAGACUUCUUAUAAGACAUGAAAAGAUAGGGCCUUAACCACAACCUCCUGGUUGCUUCCAUUUUUUCUGAUUAACCCUGAAGUAGUCUGCAGCCUGAGUCCUUCAGCCCUUGGGGAGCGCUCCAGGGAGACUUAAGAAGGGAAUCAGGAAGUACUCACUUCAUGGUAAGGUCUUGGCUCUCCAGGGCCUGUAGGUCUUGACAGCCUGCUCAUCUGAGAAUCUCACAUCCAUCAGACUUCAGGCGCUUCCUGUUUUCUCCGUCACCCUCACCUCACUGAGACUGUAGGAUUUAAGGCCACAGAGUGGGAAAGGGAGCUUCAGGGGGAAACAGAGUCCUCUAAAGCAAGAAGCACAAAGACAUAGGGAGUCAUGCAUGCGGCCUCCGCCCAGGAGGCAGGCCUUCCCUGGCGGCCAGCAAUACAUUGUUUCUUUGUCUUCCAAGUUGUAGGUGAACAGCAUAGGAAGUGGAUCUUCCAACUGAGACUGGUCUGUGGGCCAGGGAGUGUCGUCCUACAGCAGUGUGGGGCACCUGGACUCCACACCCAGAAAAGCUGCUUUCCUACAGUCUUGACCUGGGCACAAGCUGCUCAAAUCUUGCGCGACUGUAGGAAACCUGGUUGUUCUUUGAGUUGGGUAGGGAAGCUAUUGAAAGACUUCCAGAUACACCUCGGGCUUAAACUGUCAUAGGGACUUUUCUGGUUUUUUCCUUCUUAUUUUUAUUCUUAUUUUUUUUCCCUUCCCCUGAGACAGGGUUUCUCUGUGCAUUCCUGGCUGUCCUGGAACUUAGAUCAGGCUGGCCUCAAACUCAGAGAUCCCCCUGCCUCUACCUCCCAGGUGCUGGGACUAAAGGUGUGUGCCACCACACCUGGCUCAUAGGGACCUUUCUAAUCUAGUGGAACAUAGGCUAAGGAUCUGUGUGUAAUGCCAGGUCAAACCCAAAUCUUCCAGGACUGGUGAAGGUGGACCUAACUUGCUUUAUUUAUUUAUUGUUACCCAUUGCCAGCUCCAGGACCACUUGGACUCAUGGGACAGGCAGUGGUUAGAGCGCAUCAGACUUUUAAUUGUUCACUAUUUAUCCUUCUUCUCAAAUCUGUUAGCAGUUAUGCUCCCAGCAUCCUGAAGUGAACAGAGCUAAGAAAGGGAGAAGAGCUGACACUUCGAGAGUCCAGGGUAGAUGCUGAUCGUUGAACUUGACUGUGAAGUCUUCCCAUUUGUUAUUGAAAUGGGAGCUGAUGCCUUUUGUACAAUGUUAUCAAAGUGUGAACAUUUUCCCUUACUGAAACACAGACCAUCAGAAAUAUAUACUCGUGUAUAUUUGUGUGUGUAUGUGUGUGUGUGACACACACACACAUACACACACACACAUAUUUGUAUACACACACAUACAUCUACUCACAAAUAAAGCCAAACCCCAGCUUUUUGCUGGGGCUGAUGGUAUCUUCCUCUACUCGACCUGCUGCCCUUUCUAUUCCCCAGAUUCAGACUGUGUCGUGUGGGUAUUGAUAUUUUCGUUGUCUUUGCCUGGUGGAACAACCACCAACAAAAGGCCUGGGUUUAGAUUUGAGUGAGUGAGUUUGCUCCUCCAGUUGAAGGAUCGCGUUGAUGACACGACACGUGACUUAAAUGUCUCUGCCUUAUUCAUCAUUUGGUCCUGCUGUUAAUAACAAAUUUAUUAUCAUGUAUAUUUGCUAUUGGAGAUGGGAAUGUGAUCCUCAAAAUUGGUCUUUUGUAUCGCAGGUUUAAGAUAGGCGGGCUGUGAGAACCCUGCCGAUUUCCCCCUUUAUGUCCCCUUGGGAAUGUCGUCUCUUCAGUGGAAGAUUGGGUGGUCUCAUGUUGAGGCUGUUAGUCCUUUUAAUUCCCUUGUCCCCUCCCAAAGGGGAGCAACGUUGUCCAGCUAGGCAGCCCGGAGCUUGGUCGCAGCUCCCAAGGUAUUUUUCCCUAAUGGGAAGCGCUUGAUCGCUGUUUCUUCCUGCCCUGCCUGAAGACAGGCAGUGGUUCCGAUUUUCAAGUGAGCCUGCCGCUCCUCUUCCCCUUUCUCCUGUCACCAAACCUGGACCAAAGUACUUCAUAUUCCAGGUGUGGUUUCCUCUCUCCUGGGACCUGCUGCAGCUGCAGAGCCCUGUCCUUCUCACAGCCUCGGCAACUUGUGUGAGCCGCUAGGGCCCUCCCAGCUGAUGGCUGUGAGGCAUGAGGUCCUCACCAGGAAUUCAUCCCUGCCCCCUUUCCUAGCGCCUGCAAAGAAACUAGUCACUGGCCAUUGCCCUGGGGGAAUCCCCUCACCCAGUGGCUUCCCUUCCCGGAUUUACCUCCAGGGAGAGGUGAGGGUGCGGGGAUAACUGUAAAUAGACUUGCUGCAGAGCAACUCAGGGUUGGGGUAUGUUUUAAUUCUCCUGAUCACUUGAAAAAUAAUCUGUAGGCUGAAUGCUUCUGGAGUGUGGGAGAAAUGUGACUCCAGGUCCUCACUUCUCUGAGGCUCUGGGGGUGGAGUGUAGGGGGCAGAGGCCCUUUGAUGGCAGGACUUCACUGUCUGUCCUUCUGGAAACCCAACCUGCCAUCAGCCGCAAAUCAGAUUCUUCACAUUCCAGGUGUACGCUUUCUUUUCCCUGUGACUCUCAGUCCCUAGCUGCGCGGUCAGAGGAACUCUGUUAAACCACCCAAAUUUAGGGAAUGAGAGGGAAGAGAGGAGGCCAUUAUAAUUCUGCCUUCAAGACUCAUUUCUUGAAAACAAGAUGGAAAAAAAAAAAGAUAAC